CAUCGUGACCUGAGAUUGACAACCAGCGAAUCGUCAAGAAGCAGAUGUGAGAUGAGCUCACUGUGGCUGCCACUUCUACUAAGCUCAGUCAUAUGGGCAGAGGAGGAUUAUUUUCAUAUUUCCCCCAAUGCCACAUGGGACAACUACACUUUCCCUGACCGAAAUACCACAUGGGAUGAGGCCAGGGACCACUGCCAGAAAUGUUUCAAAGAACUGACGACCAUCACCAGUAGAAACGUCCACCUCAUUGUGCAGGAGGACGCCUCUUUGGACUACUGGAUCGGGCUGCGCAGAAGUUACAAUGGCACCGUCUCAUGGUCCAGAUGGUCCAAUGGGAAACCCAUUACUUAUCAGAAUUGGUACCCUGGUCAUCCUGUGCCAAAUAAAGAAAAGAAAAUGAUUCCUAGAUGUUUCUCAACUACAGAAACUCCACCGAGCACCUUAAUAACUACUACAACACAAACCUCUCCAGUAACUACUCUGGUAACCUCUCCAGAAACCUCUCCAGAAACCUCUCCAGUAACCUCUACAGUAACUACUCUGGUAACCUCUCCAGAAACCUCUCCAGUAACUACUCUGGUAACCUCUCCAGAAACCUCUCCAGUAACCUCUACAGUAACUACUCUGUUAACCUCUCCAAAAACCUCUCCAGAAACCUUUACAGUGACUACUCUGGUAACCUUUCCAGAAACCUCUCCAGAAACCUCUCCAGUAACCUCUACAGUAACCUCUACAGUAACCUCUCCAGAAAUCUCUCCAGAGACAUCUCCAGAGACAUUUCCAGAAACAUCUCCAGAGACAUUUCCAGAAACAUCUCCAGAGACAUCUCCUCCUAACACACCAGAAGAUACAUGUCCUAUACUGACUGGAAUCCUCGAUUGCUUAAAUAUAACAUAUUAUGAUCUUGAAGAUGUAGUGCAAAAUUGCACAUGUGUGAAACCCGAGAUUGUCACCCCUAAGACCACAACAGAUUGCACCACCCCUCAUGCCACCACAUUUAGCACCAUCUUUAGUACCACAACAUCUGGCACCACAACAGAGAGCACCACGUCAGAAAGCACCUCGUCAGAGAGCACCACGACAGAAAGCACUACAUUAGAAAGCACCACAUUAGAAAGCACCACGACAGAAAGCACCACGACAGAAAGCACCACGACAGAGAGCACCAUGUCAGAGAGCACCACAUCAGAAAGCACCAUGACAGAAAGCACCAUGUCAGAGAGCACCACGACAGAGAGCACCACAGCCAGCAACUGCAUCUUCGAACCCGAGCCAGAUCCUGACGUGUACAUCGAGGAUGCUUGCGUGGUCCUGCUCAGCUAUGGCAUGUGGAAAGAAGUAAAUUGCAAUGAAAGUCAACACUUCAUCUGUUAUGAUGAGCGCUUCAUUGGCGAAAUAUCCAUUACCAAUGUGACAACAAGAGUGUGGAAACUGAGCUGGAGUGAGGCACCUGGUAACAUUACUCACUACAGAGUGGAAUUAACUAGGAACAAGACAAAAGAGAAACUGAUCUGGAGUGAGGCACCUGGAAACACCACUUACUCCACAGUGGAAACAACUGGGAACCAGACAAACCAGACCCUGAGCUCGAGUGAGGCACCUGGAAGCACUACUUAUUCCACAGUGGGAAUCGCUGGGAUCCAGUCACUGAGCUCGAGUGAGGCACCUGGAAACACCACUCACUCCACAGUGGGAAUCACUGGGAACCCAACAAACCAGACAUUUAAUAAUAAUAAAACUCGCCUGUAUACAUUCAUAGAGGAUCUGACACCAGGAAAUCUGUACAGUGUUCAGGUGAUUCCUGUGAAAUGUGGCAGGGAUCUCAAUCCGCAGAAUAUCUCCUUCUAUACCAUACCCUCUCCUGUGAAAGAUCUGACCGUAGUGAACGUGACAACUGAUACUGUCAGCCUCAAAUGGAGUAUACCAGAAGGAGACUGUGACUUCUAUAAAGUAUAUGUCAAAAACGUGUUGGGUCAGGUAGAAAAGAUUCAUAAAUAUACAAGUAAAGAGUGCACUAUUAUGGAUCUAACUCCAGGCAACAAGUAUGAAUUCAUAGUUACAGCUACAGUGAACGAGACUACUGAAGGUGUACCGAACAGCGUUUCUGAUUACACCAUACCUCCAAUGGUUUCAGACCUAACAUCAGCAAACAAUGAUAGCACAAAUAUAACAGCCUAUUGGAAACUUAGUUCUGGGCAAAAUAUAAAUUACCGCUAUUGUCUUAAAUUAGUCAGUAACACAGACAAGUGUACUGACUGCAACUUUGCAACAAAAUGCAUUACAAAAAACUGCACUGAUGCAACAAACAGCAACAUUACCACAAGCUGCAACAUCACAGAAAACUGCAACAAUGCACCAGACAGCAACAUUACCACAAACCACAACAUCACAGAAAACUGCAACAAUGUAACAAACAGCAACAUUACCACAAACCGCAACUUUACAGAAAACUGCAACUAUACUACAGACAGCAACAUUGCCACAAACUGUAGCAUCAUAAAAAACUGUAGCUUUUCAAUAGACUGCGAUACUACAGAAAACAAGCUCAUACAAGUGAAAGAUAAAAAAGAUGGCGCCAAGUAUUGUCUGUGUGUGGCUGCACUGACAAAGAAUGGCACCCUGUCAGGAAAAAUGGUUGGAAUCCCAGCAUACACACUCCCAAAAAGUGUGAGCCUCUUUUUAUUCCCCGACUCCCAAUACAUAUACACCAACUGGUCAAUAGACGGGAAUUAUGAGAAAUUCAAUGUGAUGAUUAAAACGGCUAAUAACACCCUGGAAAAUAUUACUCUUGCCAACUUGACUUACACUUUCAAAAACCUGAAGGCAGGAGUGGAGUACACCGUUACAGUUAUCACUCUUAAUGGUGAUCUGAGAAGUCACGAUUCUACAAAGUCAGCUUACACCAAGCCUACUAAACCUGGGCCAGCCAAGGCUAUCACACAUGACAAAACUAGCAUAACUGUAAGCUGGGAAGAACCUGCUGAGUCAACGGGGGCCAAUAUUUCCUAUAAGGUGGACUAUCAUGCUCCUUUUUGGGGUGACAGAGAUAACACAACUAUAAAAAAGAGAGUGUACACCUUUUCUAAUUUAAAAUCAGGAACAAGAUAUAACUUUGAUGUCAGAGUUUUGGCAGGAAAUGAUGAGAGUCCAGCAGUCUCUACUUAUGCAGACACAGAGCCUGAGAAGAAGACACUGACCCUCACAAUGUUGUGCUCCUCUCAAACGGCACUUCAGUGUGAAAAAAAUGAAACUCAGACUGAGCUAUUAAAACAGCUAAAUGGUAUAUUUAAAGGAAAACUUCAGGAAAAUGUCUACUGGAGGCUAAAGUGGGUGGAGAGGAAGAACAAUCCUUAAGCAAAAACUAGGUUCAGCUGGAUAUCCAAGCAGUCAUAUUUGUUGUCGUUAAUAUUUCUUAACAAGAUUACAAAUUUGUAUGAUUUAUAUUUAACUCUGACUCUCUUUUUACAGUAACAGUGUCCUUUGACAAAUCCCUAUGACGUGGCCUAUACUGUAAAAAAUGUGAUCAAUAAGUCAUGGCAACAUAUGUUUUUACAUUACUUGUUUUACAUAACUCAUCAAAACAACUGAAGCAAUUUCAGCUGUUUUUAAAUGUUAUACAAGAUUCAACUCCAUUUUUAAGUUAGUUCAAAAUAAUUUAAGUUGAAAUUACAGUAC
Molecule: messenger RNA, 3675 nt
Organism: Megalobrama amblycephala (Wuchang bream)
Lineage: Eukaryota; Metazoa; Chordata; Actinopteri; Cypriniformes; Xenocyprididae
Product: mucin-3A-like
Exons: 9
Coding region: 52-3354 (1100 amino acids)
Molecular function (GO): protein binding
Source: RefSeq, a predicted model, not a curated record